Phyllostomus discolor (pale spear-nosed bat) is the source of this 3249-nucleotide messenger RNA. It is a transcript of the gene PAH, whose product is annotated as phenylalanine hydroxylase. The transcript has 12 exons. NCBI's taxonomy places the organism in Eukaryota, Metazoa, Chordata, Mammalia, Chiroptera, Phyllostomidae. The record is from RefSeq and is a predicted model, not a curated record. The coding region runs from base 462 to 1559 and encodes 365 amino acids. Gene Ontology annotation, biological process: L-phenylalanine catabolic process; L-tyrosine biosynthetic process. Gene Ontology annotation, molecular function: phenylalanine 4-monooxygenase activity; iron ion binding.
GGCAGUCUUAGCUCCCUCUAGAAUUUAACUGUGCUGCUCAUACUUGUCUGAAUGCUUUUGGUUUCCUGGUAAUCCCAGUGGGCUGAAUGUCCAGACCCUGGGUCAUUCAGGGCUGUUGCGGGCCCUCUCACAAGAGGAGACCAACGAAAUGUAUCAGAAGCCCUGCCUGCCCCAGUCUCAAGUCUGGGCUAAGGAACCUCAAUCUUUGCAACUACCGUUUCUCACCCUCGCUCGUCGCAGUGGCCUCCAGACUGUUUCCGCCCCUGCCUCGAGUGCUCCUUUUAAAACGGGAGUCAAACGAUGUGUCUCCUCUUCCCGAUUACCAAGCUUAGCUUUUCCUAACAGUUGGAGUGAAAACCAAACUCCAGGAGAAUGAUAUAAAUCUGACCCACAUUGAGUCAAGGCCUUCACUUUUAAAGAAAGAUGAGUAUGAAUUCUUUACCAACCUGGACAAAGGCAGCAUGCCCGCUCUGGGCAGCAUCAUCAAGAUCUUGAAACACGAGAUCGGUGCCACGGUGCAUGAACUUUCCCGAGACAAGAAGAAAGACACAGUGCCCUGGUUCCCGAGAACCAUCCAGGACCUGGACCAAUUUGCCAACCAGAUCCUCAGCUACGGAGCAGAACUGGAUGCAGACCACCCGGGUUUUAAAGAUCCUGUGUACCGCGCAAGACGGAAGCAAUUUGCUGACAUAGCCUACAACUACCGACAUGGGCAGCCCAUCCCGCGAGUGGAGUACACAGAGGAGGAAAAGAAAACAUGGGGGACGGUGUUCAAGACCCUGAAGACCUUGUACAAAACCCACGCUUGCUACGAGCACAAUCACAUCUUCCCACUGCUGGAGAAGUACUGCGGCUUCCGUGAGGACAACAUUCCCCAGCUGGAAGAGGUUUCCCAGUUCCUGCAGUCUUGCACUGGCUUCCGCCUCCGACCUGUGGCUGGCCUGCUUUCCUCUCGAGAUUUCCUGGGUGGCCUGGCCUUCCGAGUCUUCCACUGUACCCAGUACAUCAGACAUGGGUCCAAACCCAUGUAUACACCUGAACCUGACAUCUGCCAUGAGCUGUUGGGACACGUGCCCUUGUUUUCAGAUCGCAACUUCGCCCAGUUUUCCCAGGAGAUUGGCCUCGCCUCUUUGGGUGCACCUGAUGAAUACAUUGAGAAACUUGCCACAAUUUACUGGUUUACUGUGGAGUUUGGGCUCUGCAAAGAGGGAGACUCCAUAAAGGCAUAUGGUGCUGGGCUCCUGUCAUCCUUUGGUGAAUUACAGUAUUGCUUGUCUGACAAGCCAAAGCUCCUCCCACUGGACCUGGAGAAGACAGCUGUCCAGGAGUACACGGUCACAGAGUUCCAGCCCCUGUAUUAUGUGGCUGAAAGUUUUAAUGAUGCCAAGGAGAAAGUAAGGAGCUUCGCUGCUACAAUCCCACGGCCCUUCUCUAUUCAUUACGACCCAUAUACCCAGAGGAUUGAGGUCUUGGACAACGCCCAGCAACUUAAGAUUUUGGCUGACACCAUCAAUAGUGAAGUUGGAAUCCUGUGCAGUGCCCUCCAGAAAAUAAAGUGAAGCCAUAGACAGAACCGGGUUUGUCAACUGAGAACCUGUUGAUGGAAAUCCAACUACUUCUUUUAUCUGAAAAAGUCUGAAAACCAAACCUUAAUUUGAAAUGGCAGCUUUAAGUCAUUUUUUUGAACAAGAUGAGGAUUAACAAAUAAGUCUAGAUAACCUUAAAUGACAGUAUAUUAAGACAUACCCAAAAGCAUAAUGAUGGAUCUUUUGGGGUUAUCUUUGACUUAGAGAUAGUUGAUAAUCACAUACUCUCAACUGAGUUAAACUUAAUAAUCUCUCACCCUUUAUCAAGGUUAAUUAGAAUUUGUGACCUGCUUCUUCCAAGCUUCAUAUUUGCCAUGGGAAAUUCCUAAAGGAGUGGAUAUCACUCGGUGAUUGAACUUUUGGAUUUAAUAUAAAUCUUAGCCUACAAAGGUCCUUUUCUAUUUCAGUAAACUGUGAUUCUAAUAUCUGCCUUGUUAUGUUAUGUUACCUAUGAAGAUUUUCUUUAAUUCAGGAUCCUAUUAAAUAGUUAGAAACAUUAAAGUUCAUAGUAUAAUAUUGAAACAUUUCUGUGUUUUAUUGUAACCAUAAAUACUGCUGUGGGAGGUAAUAGAAGUCCCACCUGACUCCCACCACUUGCACAAUCAGUUUCCAGUAAUUGUAAAAUUUGCUCUGAGAGACAUUUUGAAGACACUUAAGAUAAAACAGAUGUUAACUAAAAGCCUGGCUGGUAAGAUAUUCAAUAAAUAUUCAUUGAAUGACUAAGGGAAUAUGUUACUGAAUAGCAAAUGAGAGUUUUUAAUUACAUUUAAAAACUUAAGUGGUUACAAAAUUUUGCACUUCCAAAUAUUUCUUGGAAUAAAGUGUUUCUCUCAUUGCCUUAGAAAUGUAUUAGCUGCAUAAUCUUGCGACAUGAAAGAAUAAUCAAAGUCUCUAAUUUCCAACCCAUUGCGGAGGAGCCUCACUGUGGUCAUCUCAGUCAUGUCCGGAUAGGUCAACAGACUUCAAUUUUUGUUGGUUGUGCAUUUUGCACGAACACUGGAUAUCUGAAAAAGAGUGAGGAGAACAACAGUGUCUGAAAAAACUAUGCUUUGAAAUAAUUCUUGCACUACUUUAACAUUUUAUUUUGGAAAUAGUUAGAUCUUACAGGAUUUUCAUAGCAUUUCUUUAAGUGUGGUCCCCAGACCAGCUGUGUCGUCAUCAGCAGUGACUGUUGGGCACCACCUGAGCCCUACGUUACAUUAGACUUGAGAAAACCAGACUUCUGGUGGGCCGCUCUGCCAUUGGCCAAUUAUGUCACCUUGCACAAAUCACUUCCUGUCAUUGGAUCUCUGUUUUACUCUAACAAUAAGGAAGUUAAAUUGGAUGAAUUAAGGUCCCUCCCUGCCCUGAAAUAGUUCAAAUACUAGCAUGUGUCUUUAAACAGGUGUCACUCAUUCACUAAUAGGGUGUAAUAAUACCUGCCUAAAUAUGCCAGCUAGCUGGAAAGAGCAAUUUGGUUUGCAUGUGUCCAAGGUUUCAUUGCUUUAAAGAUGGGACUCUCGUGUCUGUAUCCUUUUCCUCCUGGCUGUGUAGAACCCAUUGGCAAGCACCAAUUGCAAAAAUAGAAAUGGACUUUUUCACUGGUGUUCCUCAAGAGCCCAUAUACUCUGCAAAGGGACUAUUUUGAUAAAUAUUUUUUAUGUCACAUUAAAUAUAAAUUGGA